This is a messenger RNA of Ipomoea triloba (trilobed morning glory), 894 nucleotides long. RefSeq lists its product as uncharacterized. The transcript has a single exon. Bases 1 to 894 code for a protein of 297 amino acids. The record is from RefSeq and is a predicted model, not a curated record. Gene Ontology annotation, molecular function: DNA helicase activity. NCBI's taxonomy places the organism in Eukaryota, Viridiplantae, Streptophyta, Magnoliopsida, Solanales, Convolvulaceae. Gene Ontology annotation, biological process: telomere maintenance; DNA repair.
AUGAGGGAUUUGUUUCAGUUUGUAGACCCUAACAGCUCAACAAAAACAUUUGGUGGGAAAACAGUUGUCUUAGGUGGUGACUUUCGUCAGAUACUACCUGUAGUCCCUAAGGGUACCAGACAAGAUAUUGUAUCUUCAGCUAUAAAUUCAUUGUAUCUAUGGAAUAGCUGCAAGGUAUUGAAACUAACCAAAAAUCUACGUUUGAGUACUGUUGAUGCUCAUGUGGAUCUACAUUCUUUAACAGAAUUUGCCAAUUGGAUUGCUAAUAUCGGCGAUGGGAAUAUUGGUGGACCGAAUAAUGGAUAUGCAGAAGUUCAAAUACCAAAAAGUAUGCUACUGUCGUCUAACAGUGAUCAUAUAGCAACCAUUGUGAAUAGUACAUUUCCUAUGUUUGUGAAUGGGAAUUCAAGUCCGCAGUUUCUAGAAGGUCGUGCUAUCCUAGCACCAACACUGGAUGUGGUUAAUUCAGUAAAUGAGUAUAUGAGUGCAUUGCAUACCUCGGAGAGUAAAACUUAUUUUAGGUCCGACACGGUGUGCAAAGCCGAUGCAGAUAAUGGGAUUCUUGCUGAUGCACACACACCAGAAUUCUUAAACGGCAUAAGAGUCUCGGGUGUGCCAAACCAUUCAUUGACAUUGAAAAUUGGAUCACCCGUCAUAUUAAUGAGAAAUAUUGAUCAUUCUCUUGGUUUGUGUAAUGGUAUCAGAUUGAUAAUUUCCAAGUUAGCAGACCGUGUUAUUGAAGCACAAAUAAUGACUGGUGCUAACCAAGGUACAAAGGUGUUGAUACCAAGAAUGUUGAUGUCACCGUCUGAUCCAAGGUUGCCAUUCAAGUUUCAAAGAAGACAGUUUCCGUUGAUGUUAUCAUAUGCAAUGACGAUUAACAAAAGUCAAUGA